AUGGAUGGAUCGCUGGUCAAGUCGGGGCAGGCCUCGGUGGGUCUUGAUAAUGAUGCAGCAGACAUGAUGUCUUGUCAAUAUUCAUCUGAACAGCGGAACCGCAAUCAUGACAAGAGACCGGCUCGAAAGGCCUUCGUGGACCAAAGUGCGGCCGCUUCCCCAGAUGUCCCAGAUGUCGCCUAUAUCAGCACCGGGGCGGAGUCUGGGGGAAAGUCAGUAGUCGAUAUGGACGGCACUGAAGCUGGCAACAAGAUGGGGGGGACUUCUCCGCACCAGGAACCGGAGCUACAGCGCUCGCAAACGGCCGGACUCUGCCUUGGAGUCGAUUGUGACGACGCUUGCCCACUGCUGUUGAGCUUGCUCACGGCCCGGCCGAGCCGAGGCCGAAAUCGUCAGAUCGCGCCUCCCCCCCCCCCCCACGAGAACCUCCACGUGAAGCGAUUGCGCACCGCAGAAGAAAAUGUGCUAACAUGCUCUCUCUCUCUCUCGACAGCCAAGUUCCCCGCCUCCGCUGCGUUUGACCAGAUCAACCAGGCCCUCGCCAGCGACCAGGACCGCCAGGACGCCAUCAAGCAGGGCGGCGCCGUCUUCGCCUUCACCCUCAAGAACCCCGCCGGCGAGACCGAGAGCUGGAACCUCGACCUCAAGAAGGCCGGCAAGGUCUCCAAGGGUCUCGGCGAGAAGCCCACCGUCACCCUCACUCUCUCCGACAAGGACUUUGGCGAGCUCGCUGCCGGCAAGGCCAACGCUCAGCGCCUCUUCAUGUCGGGCAAGCUCAAGAUCAAGGGCGAUGUCAUGAAGGCCAGCAAGAUGGAGCCUAUCCUCAAGAAGGCCCAGAGCAAGGCCAAGCUGUAA
Molecule: messenger RNA, 855 nt
Organism: Cordyceps militaris CM01
Lineage: Eukaryota; Fungi; Ascomycota; Sordariomycetes; Hypocreales; Cordycipitaceae
Product: oleate-induced peroxisomal protein
Exons: 6
Coding region: 1-855 (284 amino acids)
Cellular component (GO): cytosol
Source: RefSeq, a predicted model, not a curated record